CCGCGCGUCGCGGCGAGGCCGCGGCCGACAGGUGAAGCUCUUAAAGGGGCCGCGGCCCCGCUCGGCCCCGCGGCGGCGGCGGCGGCUCGACAACCUCCGGCCGCUCCUUCCGCGGGGCCGCCGCCACCUCCCGGAGUGCGGGGCCAUGCGGUGGCCGCACCCUGCGGCGGGGGCCCGCGGGGCUGCAGCAUGAGCGGUCCUUGCCUGGGGCUGCGCAGGGCCGGGGUUCUGCUGUCGCUGGGAGCCGCCGCGCUCCUGCUGCUGCUGCUGCCGCGGGGGCCGCGCCCCGCCGCGCCCCGCCCGCCGUGCCCCGCCGGGCCCAGCGCGGCCCCGCCGCACCGCGCGGGCCCCGCCGGCUCUGCUGGAGCGCCGGGCGGCGGGCCCGGGGCCGGCGGGCUCGCGGGGAGCUCGCAGCUUGCGCGGAGGGGCCGCCUCGGGACUGCCGGCAGCGCGGCCAGGGAGAGCCUGGAGCUGAAGGACAUCUUCAUUGCCGUGAAGACCACGAGGAAAUACCAUAGGAGCCGACUGGACUUGCUCCUCCAAACCUGGAUCUCCCAGGCGAGAGGACAGACAUUUAUAUUCACGGACUGGGAGGAUCGGGAGCUACGCCUGAAAGCAGGGGAUCAUAUGAUCAACACCAACUGUUCUGCUGUCCAUACCCGACAAGCUCUCUGCUGCAAGAUGUCUGUGGAAUAUGAUAAAUUCCUGGAAUCUGGGCAAAAAUGGUUUUGCCAUGUGGAUGAUGACAACUAUGUGAACCCUCGGACUCUUCUGCAUCUCCUGUCUGCCUUCUCACACAGCCAGGACGUGUAUGUGGGGCGACCGAGCCUGGACCAUCCCAUCGAAGCAGCUGACCAUGUCCAAAGUGAUGGAUCAAAGACAACGGUGAAAUUCUGGUUUGCCACAGGCGGAGCUGGGUUCUGUAUCAGCCGAGGUCUUGCCCUGAAGAUGAGUCCCUGGGCCAGCCUGGGCAAUUUCAUUAGUACUGCAGAAAGAGUACGUCUUCCUGACGACUGCACCAUUGGCUACAUCAUCGAAGGGCUGCUGGAGGUAAAGCUGCUGCACAGCCCAUUGUUCCACUCCCACCUGGAAAAUCUGCAGAGACUGCAAGGGGAGUCUGUGCUGCAGCAGGUAACCCUGAGUUACGGUGACCCUGAGAACAAACACAAUGUUGUUAGCGUGGGAGGAGUGUUUGGCCUUCAGCAAGAUCCAACUAGAUUUAAAUCUGUCCAUUGUCUGCUUUACCCUGACACUAUCUGGUGCCCUGCUAAGAAGAUGUCAUAAUUCUUGAUGAGCCACUGACACCUGUGUCUUAGCUAGUUUGCAUAAGGCAGGAGUUGCGGGGUUUUUUGGUGGUUUUAUUCUUCUUCUGGGAGACAGCCAGGGGUAUCUACAAAGGAGGUAGACAGACUCUGUUUAGAAAAGCAAUAAGGUAUGGUUUGUUCAGCUGCAGCCUGGGACAUUCCAAGAAGAAUCUUUGUUCUUUUGUCUAGUGGCUCUUCAUAAGAUGACCACAGUCCUGUGUGUAUGAGUCACUUUAUACUUUCAUUUGAUGUCAUGUGAACCUGUGCUUGGGCACAUCUGAGGCAAAUGCAGUACUGGGAGUGACAGUGUUUUUACUACCCUUAGGGGUUAUUAGAAGCCACUGUGUUGAAGCUGGAGUGCUAGAGCAGACUGUAGUCCCCAUGGUGACAAGAGAGGGGAAGUUUUCACUCAUCUUUCUUGGGAGCAGAAUUAUUUAAGAGCUUCUGUGGCCUGACAGAUUAAAACUGCAGCUGGCUAGAAUACAGAAAUCCUGGAAUCACUAGGGUAAACAAGGCUGAAAGCCUUUGUCAUGAGAAAACCCUGUGUGAGGGUAAGCUUACUCAAGACUAGAUGAGUUGCUUACAAUGUACAUUCUCCCCUGUCAUCCAUGUGUACCUCCUGUGGAGGUAAUUGUCAGACCUGGCUCGCAUGCCAACUGAAUUGCAAUGGUUGAUGAUUAUGAUCUAUUCCCUUGAUAUUUGAUAUUGAAAAAAUAUUUGCCUGACAAGAUGGUAAUUGUUCCUCCCACUUGGCUGGUAGUUGGUCACAUGAGCUGGGGAAGCUUGUGCUGGCAAAACACGCCCUGUUUCUGAAGCAGUGUGCGAGGGGAGAAAUGAUAGAUAGCUGCAAUGCACCAAGGAGAGUUUUGAUGGUAUCAUUUGAGGACUUUUAAUUGUAUGACCAUGGUUACUCCAGCUUCUUCAGAUAAUCUUUUAAUUACCAUAAAGCCAAGAUCAGUGCUUGUUUUUACUCCUUAAUAAUUCAACAAGUAGUUCAUGCAGUCACUAAAAGGGGAUUGCACAUUUACAAGCAGAAGUUCAGUGCUCUAGCAGUAUCAUCUGCUGCUGCUUUUUAAAGAAAGCAAACUUAAUUUUUAAAGUGGAAGGAAUGGGGCUCCAUAUGUUUACUUUUUUGUUGGCCCAGACUUCGGUCAUGCGCAAACCCUGCCUGACCUGAAGAAUACACUACAAAAAUAUUCCUUUGCAAAAUCACUGUUUACUCUUAUAAAAAAUGCUUGCUCGUUUAGUGCUAGAGUUUGAGGCCAAAUUAAGGGAAGAAUCAUAGAAUGCUAUUGUAUGAUCUGGAGCUGUGAUUAUUGGCUUGAUUGUGGAUCUAGCAGAGGUUUCAGGUUUCUAAGUGGCUGCACUCAGCUGUACUGUGGGGUUCACCUAGUUAUUUAACUUCCUGGCAAAUGCCUGUAGUGUAUUAAAGUGUGCCACUUAGCACAGGGGUCAGCCUCCUCAAAUAUACCAUGUUCCCUGCAUUUUAACAAACCUUUCAGUGUUUACCUCAGUACAUUGUCCUCUUUGCAUGAAUUUAGGUAGUUCUACUGAGGAACAAGCAAGCUGACGGCUACUUAGUACAGUCCUGCAGCUCAUUCUUGUAUUUCUCCUUUCUAUCAUGUGUACUAAGGUACACAUGAGGUAUGGAAAUGAGAAAGCUGCAGGGAGCUGGAUCAAAGCCCAGCUAGCACACUGGCUGUUCCAUAAUGGGCUGUCAGUGUUACAGGUGUGCCUGUCACAGAAAACAGAGGAGGAUUUGUGGCAUAGUAGGUUCUACCUCUUUAUUAGAUCUUCUGCUAUCUAGAAUUGAGGCAUCCUGUGGUUUAAUUAUUUUGUCAUUAAUAGUUCUGGAGAUUCCUGGUAUCCAUAUAUUUUUUAAUAUGGUUUUAAAGUCCUGUAGCAGAAAGCUGUGAAACUUCAUGAUCUCUUGAGGUGAUUUUGUCUUCAAGCACUGCUUCUGAACUCUCCUCUUGGAAAUCUUCUUCCCCUUCCACUGGAAGCACCCUUUUGUAAGACAACAGAGACCAAGCAAGGACUGGGCAGCAAUUGUGGCAAACUGCAGUUUAAAAAACCACAACGCUUUAUAUUCAUGGCAGGAAAACUAAACGGUAGAAGUUUCACACCGGUCACUGGUCACACUAGGUAUGCCAAAGAGGCAAGUGCCCUCAAAGCUGGGAGGGUGUUUAUGGAACUUAAAAAGGACCAUGUUCUCCUGCAGGGCAACAGGAAACUUCAGUGUGUUCAGGCUUGUUCCAAGGUUUCUUGUGUUGAGAAUGCAUUAAGCUGUGUGGGUCUAUCAGGAUGCAGCUUUUUUAUCAAACUACUUUUUCAUACAUAAAGUGAUUCUAUAAAAUAAAUAUUUAAAUAUGUCAAA
This is a messenger RNA of Agelaius phoeniceus (red-winged blackbird), 3681 nucleotides long. It is a transcript of the gene RFNG, whose product is annotated as RFNG O-fucosylpeptide 3-beta-N-acetylglucosaminyltransferase. The record is from RefSeq and is a predicted model, not a curated record. Lineage: Eukaryota; Metazoa; Chordata; Aves; Passeriformes; Icteridae. Gene Ontology annotation, cellular component: membrane. Gene Ontology annotation, molecular function: glycosyltransferase activity.